UUUUCUUCCUCUCCCACAUAGUUCAAACGUUAACGUUCUCGAAUUUCGAACUCAAGAAUCCAGCUCUUCUCUUCCUCUUUGAUAUUUGUUUAUAAACGUUCAAGACUCGCCAAGAAGUCGCUGUUCGUGUCAGGCUCUGAUCAUUUCAGUGAUAGAUGCCGUCACCUUGGGACUUUCAACCGUCAAGAUGAUCAUCGCGCAACCUUGGAAAUCGGUAUCAGUAUCACCGCAGCGCUGUGCAAUUGCUAGUUAUUUUAACGAUGUCCUUUAAACCCACUGCACCCUGGUCCCUCAAGGCCUCACUGCUCAGUUCUUCGAUGUUUCGCUCAUUUUUCACCUACAUAUUACUACUCCUCGUUCUUUCACCCAGCUAUCUGCUUAUUUCAAUUUCAAUUUCGAACGGAACUGUAGCCUGCUAUGAUCCUGCUGCAUUAGCUUGGUACACUUCAAACGUUGGAGAAACACCAUGCAUGACCUACCAACGUUUACGCCGGAUUUGCAACAAUGACUUUCAGCUCGGCCUAGUGGAUUUCGAUUCUCUUCCGGAGUCGAAUCCGGAAUCCAUGUGUUCAGACCAGAUCGCGGAUUGUUGUUGCAACCAUAUCGCGUUCAAUCUCGGUAUGUUAUGCAUUUCGUGUCAACGGGGUCUAGGGGAUGGAAACGGAUUCAAUGCGAGACCGGGUACAUAUCAGCGCUAUCUCACCGGACAGCAUACGGAUGGAACAUUUUGUUCUCCUCACACUAAUGAAACCCUGAAAGACUCAGUUGAAGCAGGAGUCUGCGGACAGGGCAUGAAGAUGAUCUAUGACCUUUAUGAUGGUGGUAAUUGGGUUGAUGGCUCGUGGUUUUAUAAAUUCUACAGCGAGAGAGCAACAUUGAAUUUGAACGGCCACGGCGACAAGGCGUUUCACAGCUGCUCAGCAACUUCAACUUCAACUUCAUCUUCCCAGGUCCCUUCGACAGCCCCCCCCAGCUCCACAUCCCCAUCCCUUUCGACAGGUGUUCCCAGCCACACAUCCCCAUCCCCUUCGACAGGCGUCCUCGGCUACAAAUCCUUGUCCCCUUCGACAGGCGUGCCCAGCUACACAUCCCCAUCCCCUUCGACAGGCUUCCCCAACUACACGUCCACAUCCACAUCCAUAUCCACAACCCAACCUUCAGCUUCAGAUUCCGGAUCCGAUCCUUCCCAAACUACCGCCCUCGACGAUAGCGAUCAUAUAUCACGUGGCGCGAUGGCCGGUAUAUCUGCCGCAGUCCCCAUCGUCGUUCUUUCGAUCAUAGCAAUAACCGUUUACCUUGUCUGUCGUUCUCGAAGGCGAAAACGAAAGCGCGGGCUCACACCCUACAUACUAACACCUCCCUCUACCACCUCAGUCUCUGAGAGUCAUAUUGGUGGAACGGGAACAGGAUCAAGGUUAAUGACAGGCUUAAGCCCACUUCGAGGACCAUCGUCCGCCGAGAUGUCAGCGGAGCGGAGCGAUGAACGAGAGGAGCGGCCUUGGAUGUGUGAAGGUAGAAACAGUGAAGAUGAUCGACCGCCCCCAGCGUAUGAAAGUCUUCUGGGAUAG
Messenger RNA from Marasmius oreades (fairy-ring Marasmius), 1568 nucleotides. RefSeq lists its product as uncharacterized. NCBI's taxonomy places the organism in Eukaryota, Fungi, Basidiomycota, Agaricomycetes, Agaricales, Marasmiaceae. The coding region runs from base 261 to 1568 and encodes 435 amino acids. The transcript has 9 exons. The record is from RefSeq and is a predicted model, not a curated record.